This is a messenger RNA of Gadus macrocephalus (Pacific cod), 1177 nucleotides long. Its product is annotated as LIM and SH3 domain protein 1-like. Gene Ontology annotation, cellular component: focal adhesion. The coding region runs from base 184 to 870 and encodes 228 amino acids. NCBI's taxonomy places the organism in Eukaryota, Metazoa, Chordata, Actinopteri, Gadiformes, Gadidae. Gene Ontology annotation, molecular function: actin filament binding. The record is from RefSeq and is a predicted model, not a curated record. The transcript is spliced from 7 exons.
CACUGAGCUCAACCAUCCUUCAUUCACAUCAUUCCUGCUCCCAAACUCAAACCCCAACAAGACUCCUCCUAGUCUCAACCCAGUCUCCUCUCAAAGACCCGUUCAACACAGCGCCUAGAACCUACCGUUGAAACUUAUCGAUACAGCUUCGGGUCCCGGCGAUUGUUGUGAAUACCUUCCGCUAUGAAUCCACCGUGUGGAAGAUGCAGCAAAGCCGUGUACCCCACGGAGAAGGUGAACUGCCUCGACAAGUUCUGGCACAGGAGCUGCUUCAGCUGUGAGGUCUGUAAGAUGGCGCUCAGUAUGACCACCUACAAGGGCUUUGGCAAGAAACCCUACUGCUCCAUGCAUUACCCCAAAUCCUCCUUCACCAUGGUAACCGACACCCCAGAGAACCUCCGCCUCAAACAGCAGACCAUGCUCAACAGCCAGGCCCUGUACAAAGAAGACUUUGAGCGGAGCAGGGGGAGGGGCUUCAGCGUUGUCACGGAUACGCCUGAGAUGCAGAGGGUGAAGAAAACCCAGGACCUGAUCAGCAACAUCAAGUACCAUGAGGAGUUUGAGAAGAGUAAGGUUAGAAGUGACGCACCGCCACCCGAAAACAGGCAAGAAUGCGAGGAGCAGCAACAGCAGAUGUUCCGCCCCACUCCCGGGCCCGCAGCUCCUGCUGCCACAGCGCCCUCUGGUGGACCGAGGCCGCGGUUCCAGGCGCUGUACAGCUAUGCUCCAGCCGAUGCUGACGAGGUGAGCCUUCAGGCGGGGGAUAUCAUCGUGGAGCCCCAGUCCAUUGACCAGGGCUGGAUGUUCGGGCUGAACCAGCGCACCGGCCAGCGUGGCAUGUUGCCCGCUAACUACGUCAAGCUCAUCUGAAGCGCCUAAUGCCGCAGGCCGUUAGCCCAAAGCAACUACCUUUCAAUUCAUAGCCUUAGCCGUUAGCCUAAAGCAAUUAUCUUUAAAUUCAUGGCCUUAGCCGUUGGCCGACAGCAACUACCUUUACUGUAAUCCCAUUCGCCGUAUACCUUACAGCAACUACCUUUACCUUCAUGCCAUUAACUGUUGGCCUACAGCAACUGCGAUUGCUGUAAUUCGGUUGGCUUUUGAAGAACUGAGAAGAGCAAGGAUUUUGGUGUAAUUUGUUGUCUAAUUUUUUCACCGGAGUAAAAAUGCUCUUUGAGAA